UGGUUACAGAGAGUCCGACAUGUAAUGCUUUACGUGGCAAAUAUAUUACGCUGACUGUACCAAACCCCUAAAACCCUAAUAUACGUUGUUGACUCCUUCAUUCAACUCUUCCAAAAUUAGGGUUUAGUUCUAGCGUAGUUUCUCUUUACAGAUUCUUUCACUAAAUCACCCAAAACCACCGAUUUUUCAAUAAAUAACAUGUCUUUGACUGUAACAGAACCCAGAAUCCAACAAAAAAUCAAUCUUUUGAUUGGCGACUAUAAUCUCAUGCUAGCCCAGUCUAUACAAGACCUUGUAGCUGAAACUCAAAAAGGAACCCCAAAUUUUAGCCAUUACACGAAUGUAUUCUACGAAUUAAUGCAAUCAAAGGUUGACCCACCUCUGGAAUCCAUCUGGGUCUACUCUGCUUUGACCGUUCGUAGUCGUAAUUUCACAAACGACGAACCUUUAAAUCGAUUAUCUGUCACAAAAGACCUUUUUGAAUUGAUAUCAGCUUGCUCAGUUUCUUGUAGUUCUCUGAAAAGUAUCGCAUUGCUAGCUCCGGUUGUUUUUGAGCUGUACAAAGUGAUUGUUGAUUCGAAAGGAAGAAACUUGAUUUCAAAGAGAAAUCAGAAACUGAUUAGAGAGAUCAGGUCGUUGGUUGAUGUGAUUCUUGGGUUUCUAAGUGUGUGUUGUAUCAAGAAUUUGGAAGAGCAAUGUGAUAAUUUAAUUGUGCCAUUUAAGGAUCUGGUAAGUUUGUGGUUGGACAAGAAUGGUAGUUUAGAGUCAUUUUUACCGCUUGUGAGUGCUGAGAUAUGUAGAGAGGUUGGUGAAGGAGUGUGUGACGUGAAUCGCCUGGCUGGGGUGGUUAUUUUUGAGAUGUUUUUGAUCAAAUUGUGCUUGAGUUUUGGGGUCGGGAUUGCGGGAGCACAGUUGGAGAAAGAGUUGAAGAGUUGGGUUGUGAGUUCCAUAACUGGGUUUCGAAAUGCAUACGUCUUUGAGACCCUUGUGAGGAUGCUGUUGGAGCCAACUUUGCCUGUGACUUCUCUAUUGACUUCUGAAGAUGAAGUAUUGCUAAGGAAAGCUCUGUAUGAUGCUGUUAUAUUAGUGGAGUAUUGUUUCCUUAAUCCUGAGAGAGCAGUCCAUCUACCAGCUGUACAAAUGAAAAGUCUUGCCAUGGCAAGAUUGAUAAUUACACAUGAAGCCUUAGAGUUUUUAAGGGAAAAUGGAGAUCAGAAAAGAGCUAUAUCUUAUGCAAGUGCCUUCUCUAGUUCCAAAUUACCUUCUCAAAUUAUCAAAUGGAUCACAACUCAGAUUUGCAUGGAUGAGAAAGCUACUAGAUCAUUUGGAUCUUCGCCUAAAACUCUAUUAAAGUGGCUACUAAGUCUUGAGAAUCAAGGGAUAAGAGUGUUUGAUGAUAGAAUCUUGAAGUCUCGUGCCAAACUAGCUGUUGAUAAUUCCAAACCAGACUAUAAGCCUCAGCCAUCAAAGUUGGAAGGUAAAGAUGCAGACUCUGAUCUUCUCUUUUACAUUGAUAAUAAGGGUGAAGUGAAAGAUGACGAUGAGGAAGAGGAAGAGAACAAGAUGAACGACUCCAUGAGUGCAGCUUUUGUAGCUGCUGCUCACUCAAUGAAGAUGAACAAAAAUGGAGGGACAAAACGGAAAGAAAAGGGAAUUACUGGCAAGACCAAAAAGAUUAAAUAUCUCAAAGUUGACCUCGCUGACAACUUUGAUUCAACUAAAGAGAGGACCUCAUCUGUCAGUAAGGAAGGUUUGAGUAAUGGUAGUGAAGUGGAUGUACGCGAACUUUCCACGAGUUCUGAUGAAGAUGUGGAGAAAGAUGAGCAAUAGAUUAAUAGUAGUAAAUUAUGAUGAUUGCAUUAUCCUUCACAACCUGUGAUUUUUAUGGCUUUCUCGUGCUGCUAUCUGAUGGAUUCUCCGAGUAAUGUUUGACCAAUAUGUAAAAAUUGUCUUAUGAGAGAGAAACCACACCCAAAAGGCUUCUAGAGAUAUCAAUAGGAAGCUGAUAAACUGCUUCAGUGCAACUUCGCAUAGACCAUACUGUGAUCUUUGUGUAAUUUAGAGAAAAGCACUGUAAUGAAUCUUUUCAGUGAUCCAUUCAGGUAAUUCGUUGUAUGAUAGUUUAUCCGUAUGAAGGAAAUUUUGGUUUAGAAGCAGUUUCUGUUGUUU
Messenger RNA from Pistacia vera, 2169 nucleotides. RefSeq lists its product as uncharacterized. The transcript is spliced from 5 exons. The record is from RefSeq and is a predicted model, not a curated record. Lineage: Eukaryota; Viridiplantae; Streptophyta; Magnoliopsida; Sapindales; Anacardiaceae. Bases 199 to 1830 code for a protein of 543 amino acids.